AUGCAUGGACAGAGCUUGGAGACUGGACUCUCCCCGGCUGCACAGAACUAUAGCACCUUCCUCCGCCUCCACAUGCGCGAGGAUGAAACUUUUCUGUCACCGAGGGAUGAGAGACUAGAUGCGGAGAUUCGUCGCAUUGCUGUUGAGACUGGGCGAGAGGACCGGCUGCCUGAGAUCUACUUGGAGGUCGUACGGCCCGACAGGUCCCGGCUCUACGGCACUGGAAGUGCCGGUAGGAACCAGGUUAGUAGGGGGUCUACUCAAAGCACAGACACUUCCAUGAUGUCUCAGAAGCUGUAUGAGACACGAAUCUCCACGCUGGAAGAGCGCCUUCAGGCCGAACAAGCAGCACGUGAGGCCGAACAAGAGGCUUCUCGAGCAGCAUGUGAGGCCCUCGAGCAGCGUAUGGCUCAAUUUGAGGAGUUCCUGAGGCGGUCGGGUCAGCUACCUUGAGCAGCACUUCAUGUUUUGGAACUAUUAAUUUCAUGUUUUUGACUAUUUAAUUCAUGUUU
Molecule: messenger RNA, 512 nt
Organism: Salvia miltiorrhiza (redroot sage)
Lineage: Eukaryota; Viridiplantae; Streptophyta; Magnoliopsida; Lamiales; Lamiaceae
Exons: 2
Coding region: 1-453 (150 amino acids)
Source: RefSeq, a predicted model, not a curated record